This is a messenger RNA of Manacus vitellinus (golden-collared manakin), 2670 nucleotides long. RefSeq names its product SIM bHLH transcription factor 1 (gene SIM1). The record is from RefSeq and is a predicted model, not a curated record. Gene Ontology annotation, molecular function: DNA-binding transcription factor activity, RNA polymerase II-specific; RNA polymerase II transcription regulatory region sequence-specific DNA binding; protein dimerization activity. Lineage: Eukaryota; Metazoa; Chordata; Aves; Passeriformes; Pipridae. Bases 357 to 2657 code for a protein of 766 amino acids. Gene Ontology annotation, biological process: regulation of transcription by RNA polymerase II. The transcript has 11 exons.
UUUGGUUGCCUGGUGCCUCAAAUUUCUAGUGGGUUUUUUUUUCUUUUUUUUUUUCUUUUUUUUUUUUUUACUCCAGUUGCUUGGAGUGCUGAGCUGCAUUGGAUAAAUGCCUUUGCCAUCCGACUGACUCUGCUUUUCAGAGAAUAUAUACUUUUUUUUUUUUUUUUUAAGAACACCUCUCUACUCUUCAAUACUUGUUUUGCAUUUUACACAACAGAACCGUUUCUCAGAGUAGUGGACGCAUUCAGAAUCGCUGCCUGAUGCUCCGGAGAGAUGAAUUGCAGCUGAGUUUCCCUUUCACCUUUGGAUGAAUGUCUGGAGUCUAAAUUGUAGCAAAGAAGGGGAUAAAAAACACGAUGAAAGAGAAGUCUAAAAAUGCUGCCCGGACUAGACGGGAGAAAGAAAACAGUGAAUUUUAUGAACUGGCUAAAUUACUACCCCUGCCCUCCGCUAUCACCUCUCAGCUGGACAAAGCAUCCAUAAUCAGACUCACCACCAGCUAUUUAAAAAUGAGGGUGGUUUUCCCAGAAGGACUCGGAGAAGCCUGGGGUCACUCCAGCCGAACCAGCCCACUGGAUAAUGUUGGACGGGAACUGGGAUCCCAUCUUUUGCAGACGUUGGACGGUUUCAUAUUUGUCGUGGCUCCAGAUGGCAAGAUCAUGUACAUCUCGGAGACUGCCUCGGUGCACCUGGGCUUGUCGCAGGUAGAGCUGACCGGUAAUAGCAUUUACGAGUACAUCCACCCCGCCGACCACGAUGAGAUGACGGCGGUGCUGACGGCCCACCAACCCUACCACUCGCACUUCGUGCAGGAGUACGAGAUCGAGAGGUCCUUUUUCCUGAGGAUGAAGUGCGUCCUGGCCAAGAGGAACGCGGGCCUGACCUGCGGGGGCUACAAGGUCAUUCACUGCAGCGGGUACCUGAAAAUCCGCCAGUACAGCCUGGAUAUGUCCCCCUUCGAUGGCUGCUACCAAAACGUUGGGUUGGUCGCCGUGGGCCACUCUCUGCCGCCCAGCGCCGUGACGGAGAUCAAGCUCCACAGCAAUAUGUUCAUGUUUCGGGCCAGCCUAGACAUGAAGCUCAUAUUCUUAGAUUCCAGGGUAGCUGAACUAACAGGUUACGAGCCCCAGGACUUGAUAGAGAAGACCCUUUACCACCACGUCCACGGCUGCGACACCUUCCACCUGCGUUGCGCACAUCACUUGUUGCUGGUGAAAGGGCAAGUGACCACCAAGUACUACCGCUUCCUAGCCAAGCACGGCGGCUGGGUGUGGGUGCAGAGCUACGCCACCAUCGUGCACACCAGCCGCUCCUCCCGCCCGCACUGCAUCGUCAGCGUCAACUACGUCCUCACGGAUACUGAAUAUAAAGGACUACAGCUCUCCCUGGAUCAGGUCACUGCUACCAAGCCGGCAUUCUCAUAUGCAAAUUCAACUCCAACCAUAACGGAUAACAGGAAGGGAAGCAAAUCUCGCCUCUCGAGCACAAAGUCAAAAUCAAGGACAUCACCAUAUCCACAGUAUUCUGGAUUUCACACUGAGAGAUCUGAGUCUGACCACGAGAGCCAGUGGGGUGGGAGCCCUCUGACCGAUACGGCUUCUCCCCAGCUCCUGGAGCCUGCAGAGAGACCAAACUCCCAGCACCACGAUGUCUCCUGUGCCUACAGACAGUACUCAGACCGCAGUGCGCUCUGCUACGGCUUUGCACUAGAGCACUCCAGGCUGACUGAUGACAGGCACUUCCACACUCAGGCCUGUGAAGGAGGCAGAUGUGAAGCUGGACGGUAUUUCCUUGGCACACCGCAGCCGGGAAGGGAGAGCUGGUGGGGUUCUCGUUCAGCAUUGCCUCUGACUAAGUCGUCCCCUGAGAGCAGAGAAGUGUAUGAAAACAGUAUGCCCCACAUAACAUCAGUGCACAGGAUUCAUGGAAGAGGACACUGGGAUGAGGACAGUGUUGUUAGCUCACCUGAUCCUGGCUCUGCCAGUGAAUCAGGUGACCGAUACCGUACUGAGCAGUAUCAGAGCAGUCCACAUGAGCCCAGCAAAAUCGAAACACUAAUAAGAGCCACACAGCAAAUGAUUAAAGAAGAAGAAAACAGACUACAGCUGCGGAAAACCACUCCCGACCCGCUGGUCUCCAUUAAUGGCACAGGGAAGAAGCAUGCUAUCUGUUUUGCAAACUACCCUCAGCAGCAGUUGGCAGGGGAUGUCUGCCGUGUCCCAACGGUUGCCAACACUCCUCCCUGUGAACACAUCCAGCAGCGAGAUGGAAAGAUUAUGAGCCCACAUGAAAAUGACUAUGACAACAGCCCCACAACACUAUCUCGAAUAAGCAGCCCCAGUUCUGACCGAAUAUCAAAACCUAGUUUGGUACUUGCUAAAGACUACCUGCAUUCAGACAUGUCCCCUCAUCAAACCCAAGGAGACCACCCAGCAGCCUCUCCAAAUUACUACAGCUCCCACAGGCAGUACUUUGAUAAGCAUGCUUACACACUAACUGGAUAUGCCCUGGAGCAUCUAUAUGACACUGAAACAAUUAGAAACUAUUCACUAGGCUGUAAUGGAUCACACUUUGAUGUGACUUCUCACUUAAGGAUGCAGCAAGAUCCAGCACAAGGACACAAGGGAACAUCUGUUAUAAUAACGAAUGGAAGCUGACAGGUUUUUUUCU